GAGCGGCGAGAAGCAGCCCGGCUCCGACCUCGCCAAAACCCGGCAAGAUGCCCCGAGUAGAUGCAGACCUCAAGCUGGACUUUAAAGAUGUCUUGCUUAGACCUAAACGCAGCAGCCUUAAAAGCCGAGCAGAGGUAGAUCUUACGCGUACCUUCACAUUCCGGAACUCCAAGCAGACUUACACGGGGAUUCCUAUUAUCGUGGCAAACAUGGAUUCUGUGGGCACUUUUGAAAUGGCACAGGUUAUGACUAAGUACACGAUGUUUACCGCCAUCCACAAGCAUUACUCUUUGGAAGAGUGGAAGCUGUUUGCAAGCAAUCACCCAGAAUGCCUUGAGCAUGUAGCUGUGAGCUCAGGCAGUGGAGUGGCUGACUUUGAAAAACUGACAAAGGUCAUAGAGGCUAUUCCACUUAUUAAGUACAUUUGCUUGGAUGUGGCCAAUGGUUAUUCAGAACAUUUUGUGGAGUUUGUGAAAUCUGUCCAUGCCAAAUACCCAAAUCACACCAUCAUGGCAGGUAAUGUAGUGACAGGAGAGAUGGUAGAAGAACUUAUUCUGGCUGGAGCAGAUAUUAUUAAAGUGGGAAUUGGACCAGGCUCUGUGUGCACGACUCGGAUUAAAACUGGGGUGGGCUACCCACAGCUGAGUGCAGUGAUCGAGUGUGCAGAUUCCGCUCAUGGACUGAACGGGCACAUCAUUUCUGAUGGGGGUUGCAGCUGCCCUGGAGAUGUUGCCAAAGCUUUUGGAGCCGGAGCUGAUUUUGUGAUGCUCGGAGGAAUGUUUGCCGGACAUGACCAGUGUGCCGGAGAAAUCAUAGAGAAAAAUGGCAAGAAAGUGAAGCUUUUCUAUGGGAUGAGCUCCGACACAGCCAUGAAGAAGCACGCAGGAGGCGUCGCCGAGUACAGAGCUUCAGAGGGUAAAACGGUAGAAGUGCCUUACAAAGGGGAUGUGGAAGACACCAUCCGUGAUAUCCUUGGAGGGCUGCGAUCUACCUGCACUUACGUGGGAGCCGCCAAACUCAAGGAGUUGAGUCGAAGAACAACGUUCAUUCGGGUAACUCAGCAGCACAGCGCAGUCUUUUCGUAGCCACGAAAGAGAAAGCUGAAAGACCUGGGAUCUGCCAAAACCGCCGGCUCUUCCAUUUCCUUUGAUUUGCAAUACAGCUUCCUGCGGCCCUACUCCAAGCUAGGAAAGAAAAGCAGGUUGAUCGCUACUAGAGUCUGUCGUAGCAGAAAAGGUUAAGCCUACGGAGGACAAGCCAUAAAGUGCAGCAGUGCCCAUGAUUAUUUUUUAUUUUUGUUCAAAGAGUACUAUCUUUUUAUAGCCUUGUCUAUUUAAAAGAGAAAUCUCGUUUAAUCUUUGAAUGGUAAUCUAAGGAGAUUCGCCUAGAUUGCAAAUUCGUAUUGUAUCAGUCUUGUUGGAAUGAUUCCUGUUAACCAGUGUCAAGUAAACUCAACCGAAGCUUUUAUGGCCAAACAACCAUUUAAUUGCUGCUCUUGCAAUGUGGUAUAGAAGUCAGAAGAACUGGAGGGUGGACUUUCCAAACUAGAAGGCGCUUGCAUGACUGGCGCUCCAGCAUGUCAGCUAUGCGGCUCUAGAACUUGAAUCUGCUGCUUUAUUUUCACUGUGACAUCGAGUACUGGAUUUUUAAUGUGCACUGAUACAUAAACGUUCUGAAAAUUGUUGAUUAAA
Molecule: messenger RNA, 1691 nt
Organism: Heteronotia binoei (common prickly gecko)
Lineage: Eukaryota; Metazoa; Chordata; Lepidosauria; Squamata; Gekkonidae
Gene: GMPR
Product: guanosine monophosphate reductase
Exons: 9
Coding region: 48-1085 (345 amino acids)
Biological process (GO): nucleotide metabolic process
Cellular component (GO): GMP reductase complex
Molecular function (GO): GMP reductase activity
Source: RefSeq, a predicted model, not a curated record